AUGCCUAUGUUUGGUAAAAUAGUACACAUUUCGGCUGAUCUUCUUCUUGUAUCAGCAUGCCUUGCAGGUAUUAGAAGGAAUACUGGCUUAACCCCAAAAUUAGAAUCUAUUGAAGAUCCUACUAUCCGUAAAUAUUUUGGCAAGUAUUUGAAUUAUGGUGAAUCUAUUUACGAUUAUACAGUUGCUACUUGUGGUUCAUCCAGUUAUUUCUCCAGAAAAUAA
Molecule: messenger RNA, 222 nt
Organism: Henningerozyma blattae CBS 6284
Lineage: Eukaryota; Fungi; Ascomycota; Saccharomycetes; Saccharomycetales; Saccharomycetaceae
Gene: ATG44
Product: mitofissin
Exons: 2
Coding region: 1-222 (73 amino acids)
Cellular component (GO): cytoplasm
Source: RefSeq, a predicted model, not a curated record